Ectocarpus siliculosus is the source of this 4107-nucleotide messenger RNA. NCBI's taxonomy places the organism in Eukaryota, Phaeophyceae, Ectocarpales, Ectocarpaceae. The record is from the annotation of a GenBank genome assembly.
AUGCCAGCAGGGGCAAGAAGCUCGCGGAGAAGCGGCCGUAGCGGUAGCGGCAGGGGCGGCGGCAGCGGCAGGAGGAGGGUGGAGAGGCCUUCGUUUGCGUCGGUUCUUGGAACGGCGUCGUUGGCGUUUUUCUGGCCGUCGUCGUCCCGCCCCCCUUGCUUAGCGCAGGCGGCUUCGGCCGACAGCAGUAGUAGGGGCUCGUUCCUGGCCGCCGGGCCCCCGUUUUCACUUAAGAGGCGUUGCCGCCAGGGGCGAGAUGGAGCCGGCGUGGGUGAUGGUAGCGCUGGAGCCAUUCGUAGCUUGGUCAGCGAGGCCGCUCGAGGUUAUGAUCGGCAUGCGCCGCGGCAGCACCAGCAGAGCCCGCCAGUGGAUGGGCCAUGGGGCACGAGGACAGGGAUCGUGGGUGGCGGGGCGGGGGGGAGUGCGGUGACGCUGCGAGGCGGAGGGGGGGCGCGGCGGACGUGGUUCACCGGGUACGAGGACACUACGCAGGGAGAAAGCUCGAGCGAGGAAGGGGACACCACGGAGAGCUACGAGGAAGAGGUCUCGGAAGGAGGCACUGCCGACGGCGACGACGCUGCCGACGAUGCCGAGCGAGCCUACUCCGAAAAGAGGCAGGAGGAGGAGGAGGAGGAGAAAGCGGGGGGUCGGCAGACGGGGGAAGAGGACGAGGGCAAGGGAGGGGACUCGAAAACCGACAGCCGCGUGUCCCCUGGAUCCAAGGCUAAGACCGAGGACAUUUAUGCUCGGACUGUAGCCCGGAGGAAGGCCUUGGCGCUUACGUUUCGCAUCCUGCAACGCGCGCUGAUAAGGACCGCGCUGCUGCUCUUGGCGUUUCAGAUCAUGCCGUGGCUCAAGAACAACCACAUUACUCAGUGGCUGCUGCUGGGAUCCCUGCUGCUGCAGACGGUGACCGAGCUCGUUGGCGUUGCCCGCAGCGCAGACGCCGCCGGGAAGCAAGGCAAGGGCGGCGAGGAAGACAACCCAGCUGCCGGUUCGUCCGGCAAGGGCAAGGGCGGCAAGGGGACGGACAAGUCUAACGCCUCUUUGGGGGUAUUCGGAGGGCUAAUGAAGGCCUUCACCCCCGAGGACGCUCACGGACAGCACCUCGACUUCCACAGUAUGAACGACAUGUUCGCCAAGGAUGCCGAGGCUCUGGCUGCGGCGUCCGGGCCCAAGUUGGACAUUCCUAGCCUGCUGGCGGGGAGCGGCGGGGACGAUGGUGGAUCCUCCAUGGUCGGCCUUAUGAAAGCUUUCAAGGGGCUGUACGGAGACAAGCAGGAGGCUAAGAAAAAGAAGAGCAAGUGGGGGGGAACCCACAGAACCAAGAAACACGGAACGAGGAGGGGCAAGCGCAAGCACAGCAGCAAUAAGAGGUCGAAGCAGGAACCGGAGUCCUCUUCUGCAUCCGCGGGCGAGGGGAAGAAGGCCGCGGGUGAGGAAAACGGAGAGCGCUUCGUCCGCGAAAGCGUUCUCAUGGGUGAGAAAGCGGACGAAACGGCCAGUGUCGGUGACUUGUCGGCGUCAGCGUCAUCGCGGGAGGGGGGGUCCUUGAACAGCACCGUGACGGCUUCGCCGGGCAAGCCCCAGAAGCGUGUGUUCGUGGUGAGCUUCCGUCCGGGACACUCCCCCGAGGCGACGAUGCAGAAAGAAAUGGACCUGCUAUCCGAGACGGUUUCAUUUCUGGUGGCACACGGGAACACCACUACUGACGAGGUAGUCGUUGUGCUCGAGUCGCCUGGCGGCGAAGUGACCGAGUUCGGGCUGGCGGCGGCAAGGCUUGCCCGCCUCAAGGACAGAGGUUUCCGUCUCACGGUCUGCGUGGAUAAGGUUGCUGCGAGCGGAGGGUACAUGAUAGCCUGCAUCGCCGACGAGCUGACCACGGCACCCUUCGCGAUGCUCGGCUCGAUCGGCGUCGUCGGGGGCAUGACGAACUUCAACAAGGCGCUCAAGAAGUACGGCGUCGACUACUUCCACUUCACCUCCGGGCAACAUAAGUCGCUGGUGGGGCCGUUCCAGGAGGUGACGAAGGAGAACAAGGCCAUGCAGCAGAAGCAGAUGGACGCCAUCCACUCCGCCUUCAAGACCCACGUGCACAGGUAUCGGCCUUCGGUGGACAUCGAGGCGGUGGGGACCGGGGAGAUCUGGCUCGGGCAAAGGGCGGUCGACAUGCGCCUCGCCGAUAAGGUCACCACGGCCAUGGAGUACCUCCAGGGAAGAAUGACCGACGCCCAGGUGUUCCUGGUGAAGCCCCACAAGAAAAAGAUGGCCGCAGGCUCCGGUCUGCUCCGUGAGCUGCUUCUUGGCCCUCUCGCCGUUUCGGGGAGAUUCGCAUCGAGCGUUGCUGUGCUUUCCACGGUCCUACGGCAGCUCCUUCUGCAGCAACGGCCCGGCCGCGCAGCUAGAGGGGAGGGUCUUCUUCACCCAGGGGGGCCGCGCGGAUUCACUCAGCUGACCGGCAACGGCGACGCUCUAGCCAGAGAGCUGCUAGGAGGUUCUACUUCUUCUGCCGCAAUCAUCGGGGGCGGCGCAGACGGGAUUGGUGGUGGACAGGGGGGUAACGCCGUCCCAUUCGGCGGGGCGAAAUUCACGCCGGCGGCGGCAGCGGCGACCGGUUCUGGUGCGUUUUGGGAUGCCGGUGAUCGGAGAUGGGGCGCAGCAACGGGGGCAGAAGAUAGCGACGAGCGGGUGUUCUGAUUUUUCGGAAGGGGCACCGCGUAAGUGCGAUUGGGAGGGGGGGGGGGGUUGUGAAUUUUGCGCAGACGGCCGCUUCUUCUGAGCUUUUGGAUGCCGGUGAUGGCGGUGAUCGAAGAUGGGGCACCGCGCGGGCAGACGCGACGGGAGGGAGGGACGGUCGCAUGUUCUGAUGGUCGGACGCGCGAUUGGGGGAGGGGGGUUUCAGAAAUCAGGUUCUUCGCGAUUUUGGGGUGCCAAGGCAUUAUCGAAAUAUGGCCCCGCGGCAGCAGCGCCGUGGGUGACGACUUGUUCUGAAGGUCGUAGAUCGACCGAUUUUGUCGAGGUACAGCUUCAAAUGGUGGGUGGGAGGGGGGACAUGAUCCGUGAAGGAUUCACUUGCAUCGACCGCACGGCAGCUGAAGCAACUACGGUUCGUGAUUUGCACGUGACGCGUUCCAACCCUGCCGACAAUAUUUGAUGCCUUACCCGGCAGCGCCAGUGAGUGAUGUCUUUUGAAAAGAUUGAGUAUGAGCCUCCCCGUCAUGAACACGCCAAGCUUUGAGAUGAGAGAGAAAGCUAAGGCACAGAGGUGCGCGGGGGGGGGGGAUGCACGUCCAGCCGUCGGAAGAUCAUCAAACAAGUUGGCUAGAAAGAGGCUGUGUUUCAUGCGCACACCGCUACAGCAUCAAGCCCAUUGUGACUAGAAGGAGGCUGCGUUUGUUUCAUGCGCCCACCGCGUGGAAAAUAUACUACACGAUGCACACCACAGCAGCGGGAAACGAUAUUCACUGUGUGGCAUGUCGGAAGGAAUUCGACCAAAAUUGAUUGUUGGGGGUAGGUGCGUCAAGAGGCCUCUGCGGGAGCUGUAAAACGUGACGGGAGUGCAUAGCAAAACAUGGGAACGUUUGGUUCAUUCCCGACCAGGUGGUUGGUGCGGGGCCCUGAAUUCCCGUCCAUGCCGGCCAACCUAUUUCAAUUUGAGUGGAAACCAAUUUGAAGGGAAACGAAAGUGGGACAGGACAUGAAAAUACUGCAGGUUGAAGGUAGGGCAUGAGUGGCCUCGCGAGAACGCGACGUUUACAUUUUCCGACAUGUGUUGCACGCGUGAGGUUGCGCUGUCAAUAUUGAGUUAGACUAGAAGGUGACCCCAACCUGUACGCGGACCAAGCGCCCGCUUCAGGAAAACCUUGCUGUGUCCGUGCCGGGCUCGUGGGAGUUAAACGGGGGCAAAAUUGUGCUCUGCGGAGAAACUGGCGUGCCGGCAUUCAUUCACAAGUCUUGCCAGCUCCAGGAAUUUCCUAUUAUAGAAGGUUCAUGCCAUUUGUUGGUGUGAGGGAAAUAUGUCCACUGAGGGUUCAUGUUUGGACGAUGAAAAGGCUUGAGAAUAUUGUGAAAUCCAAGUGGGGGGGGGGGGGAGUAAACGAUUGUGUG